UUGUGAGCCUGACGAAAUCCGACACUAUUGGUCAGCAACCGCACGUUAUCGAAACACUUCCUGCAAAGCUUCAUGGCAGAGAAGGAUGUCAUGAAGUGACAACUACGUUGUAUGUUCAUACAAUCUUCUAUUUAGGUUGCAGAUGUGGAGCAGAAUACUGAGUCCUCGAGUGUUUGGUAGAACAGGUUUCUAUUGGAGGAGUCUCUUCACAAUGCAGCUGAAGACCAGUGAGUUCCAGUCUCUGUUCAAUGAUGGACUGAAUGGACUAGCAGAGGUGUUUGAGAAGCACCAGCAUGAGCUGAGGAUAGCUGGAGGUGCUGUACGAGACCUGUUGUCUGGGAAGCAGCCUCAAGAUGUAGACUUUGCCACCACAGCCACUCCAGAGGAGAUGAAGCACAUGUUCCAAAGUGCUGGGAUCAGGAUGAUCAACAAUAAAGGAGAGAAGCAUGGGACCAUUACAGCAAGACUGCACAAUGAGAACUUUGAGGUGACCACGUUGCGAGUGGAUGUUCAGACAGAUGGACGUCAUGCAGAGGUGGAAUUCACCACUGACUGGCAGAAAGAUGCGGAGCGGAGAGACCUCACCAUCAAUUCCAUGUUUUUAGGGCUUGAUGGCACAUUAUAUGACUAUUUCAAAGGAUACGAAGACCUGCAGAACCGUAAAGUUCGGUUUGUUGGCAGUGCUGAACAAAGAAUCCAAGAGGACUACCUGAGAAUACUGCGCUAUUUCAGGUUCUACGGCAGGGUGGCCCUGGAGCCUGAUGACCACGAGCCUGAGACGUUGGUUGCGAUUAAGGAAAACGGUCGUGGACUUGCAACUAUAUCAGGAGAACGGAUUUGGGUGGAACUAAAGAAGAUGGUUGUUGGUAACCAUGCUGCUCAUCUACUGGAGCUGAUGUACAGUCUGGGACUGGUCCAGUACAUAGGUUUACCUCCAGAUGGCAAUGUUGAAGAGAUGAAGCGAGUGUGGCAGAAUGCCAAAGACCACUCUCCCAAACCCAUGACCAUCCUGGCUGCUCUCUUCCACUGCCCAGAGGAGGUGGAAAAGAUGGACAUCCGACUGAAGGUGUCCAGGGAGGAGAAGAAUCUGGCUCUGUUCCUGGUCAAUUACAGACGGGAGCUCCGCAAGUGUGAAGAUGAGCCGGACAGCCUCAAACCCUUCACUGACUUUAUCAUUGACAGUCGGGAGCUGGAUUCCCAGAGUAAAGUGUGUGAGCUACUAAAGUAUCAAGGUGAGAAGAAGCUGCUGACUGAGCUCUGCAGAUGGUCCAUCCCUCGCUUCCCUGUGAGCGGUCACGAUCUGAGGAGGAUGGGCGUCACAUCAGGCAAGGAGAUAGGCGCCACCUUACAGAAGCUCCGUGACAUCUGGAAGAAAGGUCGCUAUCAGAUGGACAAAGAUGAACUCCUCAGUUACAUAAAGCCUUGAAUGAGCAGAAAAGCAAAGGUAUUGUUGUGUGUCAGACAAUAAUAGUCUGGACACUGGACACUGUAAUUGUGCGGCUCACAGGUAUUAAUUGCGCAGACUGAUGCAUGUUGUUGAGAAAGGACACUGCAAGACCUGAGACAUGCAUGAAUGCACCUUCAUUCUAAAUUACCCCAGGGCUAUCUUGUUCAUCUGCAUCGCCAUGUAAGUUCUAAGAGAUCACACACAAUAUGCUCUCAGCAUCACAGCUGCCACCAUGUGUCAAAAUAUGUACUGGACAAUGGCAGCUGAUUUAACCACAGGGUGUUAUUACAGAGCUCUGCUGUUUAUGCAAAUUCUUUGGAUAAACAGCUGAUAUUAUACUGAUGCUCAGCUAAUUGAAAUCUUAACUUUUUCACUCUGGGGAGCCCUGGUAGCUCACGUGAUUGAGCGUGCCCCACGAAUCCAGGUUCGAUUCCAGCCCUUUGUUGCAUGUCAUCCCCUCUCUCUCUCUGCCUGCCUUUCCUGUCUCUCUCCAGCUAUCGCUAUCGCCCAAUAAAGCAGAAAUGCCACACACAAAAAAGAAAACUUUGUCACUUUGUCUCACUAGUUAGACUGGUGUGAUGAAGGAAGAUGAAACAUGAAGGCAGGAAUCUGAUGAAUAGUGAAAAAGUGUCAGGUCAGUAACUAUAGAAAAUAGUUAUUUUCAUUAUUAAAAUAAAACAAUAUUGGAAAGCAGACGUUUAGGGUUGAUUGUUUUGGUUUCCUCUUCAGUUUAACUGCAGUAAUGUAUUUCUUUGCUAUGUUUUCUGUAAAGAAACUGUUCUAUAAAAAGGUUAUACUUUUUAUUGGGAAAAACUGACAUGGUGAUUCUUUUGUUUAAGUUAAUGCACUGCAGAUAGAUAGAUAGAGAUACAAAUAAAAAAAAUUACAACACUUCUA
Siniperca chuatsi (mandarin fish) is the source of this 2344-nucleotide messenger RNA. RefSeq names its product tRNA nucleotidyl transferase, CCA-adding, 1 (gene trnt1). Gene Ontology annotation, molecular function: nucleotidyltransferase activity; RNA binding. The record is from RefSeq and is a predicted model, not a curated record. The transcript is spliced from 8 exons. NCBI's taxonomy places the organism in Eukaryota, Metazoa, Chordata, Actinopteri, Centrarchiformes, Sinipercidae. Gene Ontology annotation, biological process: RNA processing. Bases 143 to 1426 code for a protein of 427 amino acids.